Molecule: messenger RNA, 411 nt
Organism: Paramecium sonneborni
Lineage: Eukaryota; Ciliophora; Oligohymenophorea; Peniculida; Parameciidae
Source: the annotation of a GenBank genome assembly
AAUGGGAGAUUAAGAUGAAACUUAAAAUAAUUUGUUACUUCAUUCUUUGGUUAACCAAAGUAGAAUUAACGAAAGCAUAAAUUAUAUAAAUCUAUUAGACCUAAUGAGUAAAUAUAACCCAGGACCUCCAAUAAAGAAAACCAUAGUUAAUGAUUAAGAUUUUAUAGAUGAAUUAGAAUAGUUCUUAGAUUAAUUAGAUUAACCUAAGAGAAGAAAGUUUUAUGAGGAAUCCAUGAUUCUUCUUGAUGAAAAUGACAACCAUUCUAUUUUGGAUUUUACAAAUUUAAACAAUACUAACAACAAAUAAGAAUCGAAAAGUUAGAAAUAAUAAGAUGCUUGGCUUGAUAAACUUCCUCUCAAACAUGAAUUUGAUGAUCUUGAGGAACUUGAAAAAAUACUAUCUUAAUGAAC